Nannospalax galili (Upper Galilee mountains blind mole rat) is the source of this 5838-nucleotide messenger RNA. RefSeq names its product murine retrovirus integration site 1 homolog (gene Irag1). The record is from RefSeq and is a predicted model, not a curated record. Gene Ontology annotation, molecular function: hyaluronic acid binding. NCBI's taxonomy places the organism in Eukaryota, Metazoa, Chordata, Mammalia, Rodentia, Spalacidae. The transcript has 26 exons. The coding region runs from base 482 to 3808 and encodes 1108 amino acids. Gene Ontology annotation, biological process: cell adhesion.
AAGGGCCCAGGGUGAGAUGCUACCUCUCAGGCUCAACCUCUCACCCCCGCCCCAAACCCUGAAACUGGUAGGGAGGCUUCUGGGUCUUUAGCCCACAGUCAGGCUGCAGGGGGCCCUGGUGGAACCCUGGUUCCCAGUCCCAGCCCCUCAUCCCAGCCCCUCUCUGAGGAGGAGGCGGGCAGCCGGAGCUUUGCAGCCAGAGCUCCUCAGCUCCCAGCUCGGGAGCCAGAUGUAACAUUGACCUUAAAUGGUAAAAGCUCCCCAGAGUGAAGAGAGGCUGGCCAGGGGAGGAAAGGGGAAUAACUCAGUUUUAGGUAAGUCAUCGCUAUAGCCUAGAAUAACGUGCCUCUUCAGUCCAGAGGGAAGCAGAGCAAGUCGCCUUCUCCUUAAAGCCUGCGGAGCCCAAGCCUCUUGGAGCAUCUUUGGGGCUGACACAGCGGAGGUUCCGGGCACGCACGGCCACUCCAGCCAGAGGGCUGCCAUGCCCCACAUUCCCGAGGAUGAGGAGCCCCCUGGAGAGCCACAGGCAGCCCAGAGCCCUGCCAGCCAAGACUCUCCCUCUGCAGGACCGUUUCUCAGCCCUCCCACAAUCAUCCUGACAGGGGAUGCUGGUUCACCCGAGGGAGAGACUGAAAAAAGCCUGGCCGACAGAGCUCCCAGUCCCCACCGGAGGCUUUCUCACCGAAACCUGAAGGUCUCUACUGCUUCACUGACUUCUGUGGACCCUGCGGGGCACAUCAUUGACCUGGUAAACGACCAACUGCCGGACAUCAGCAUCUCAGAGGAGGACAAGAAGAAAAAUCUGGCACUGCUGGAAGAAGCCAAGUUGGUGAGUGAACGAUUCCUGACCCGCCGCGGGAGGAAGUCAAGGAGCAGCCCUGGAGACUCCCCGUCAGCUGUUUCCCCAAACCUCAGUCCCGGAGCUUCUCCUGCACCCUCAAGGAGCUGCUCACUCACCACCCCACCAGGUCUCGAUGCAUGCAGUGACCCACAGUCCCCUCUGCCAGGAACACCACCACAGCAAAAGGGGGAUGCAGCCGACAUCUCCUCACUUCACCUCAGCGAGCCUAGCCCCAAAGGGCUAGCUGACUGGAAGCAGAAUGACCAGAGGAAAGUUUCUCAAGGCAGGCUGAUUCCUCGCUCUCCUACAGUGGAGAAGUCCAAAGAACUUGUAAUAGAACAAAAGGAAAACUUUGAUCCUCUCCAACACCCCGAUACUACACCCAAGAGCCCAGCUUCUGGAGCAAGCAUGAGUGGGAAAAUGGCCCUGAACAGCCCCCAGCCUGGCUCUGCUGAAAGUGAGCUGGGGAGGCAGCUCCUGAAGAUGGCCAGGGAAGGCAACCCUCUGCCCAGAAGUGCAGCCCAGAGUUCAGGAGGGGCAGCUCCCCCAGCUUCCCAGGGAAAAAGCUCUGCUGGAGAGCCUGUGGGAGCCAAGGCCAGCUGCAAAACUGAGUUGCGGCCCUCUGUGUCCCGACCCCCGCUGAUACGAGGGGUCUCUUGGGACAGUGGCCCCGAAGAACCUGGUCCGAGGCUGCAGAAAGUACUUGCCAAGCUGCCGCUGGCAGAUGAAGAGAAGCGGUUUCCAGGAAAAGCCAAGCUAGCCAAGGCACCUGGGCUCAAAGAUUUCCAGAUACAAGUACAGCCAGUCCGCAUGCAGAAACUGACCAAGCUCCGGGAGGAGCAUAUCCUGAUGAGGAACCAAAACCUGGUGGGGCUCAAGCUUCCCGAACUGAGCGAAGCCGUGGAACAGGACAAAGGGGCCUCUUCUGAACUCUCCCCAGCAACUGAGGAAGAAGAGUCAAAGAGUGGCCUCGAUGUGAUGCCCAAUAUUUCUGAUGUGCUGCUGCGUAAACUGCGGGUGCAUAAGUCUCUUCCUGGAAGUGCCCCUCCACUCACUGAAAAAGAAGUCGAGAACGUGUUUGUACAACUGUCGUUGGCCUUUAGAAAUGACAGCUACACCUUGGAGUCUAGAAUUAACCAGGCUGAAAGGGAACGCAACCUGACAGAAGAGAACACUGAGAAGGAACUGGAAAACUUCAAAGCUUCCAUUACGUCCUCAGCAUCCAUCUGGCACCACUGUGAGCACCGGGAGACCUAUCAGAAGCUGCUGGAAGACAUCGCAGUCCUGCACCGUCUGGCCGCCCGCCUCUCCAGCCGGGCUGAAGUGGUGGGGGCUGUCCGCCAGGAAAAGCGCAUGUCAAAGGCAACAGAGGUGAUGAUGCAGUACGUGGAGAAUCUAAAGAGGACGUAUGAGAAGGACCACGCAGAGCUCAUGGAGUUUAAGAAACUCGCAAACCAGAAUUCAAGCCGCACUUGUGGCCCUUCUGAAGAUGGCGUCCCCCGCACAGCACGGUCCAUGUCCCUCACAAUGGGAAAGAACAUGCCCCGCCGGAGGGUCAGCGUUGCUGUGGUUCCCAAGUUUAAUGCCCUGAACCUGCCUGGCCAACCUCCCAGCUCAUCACCCAUUCCCUCCUUACCAGUCCUGUCGGAAUCACCCAAUGGGAAAAGCAACACAUCCACCACCCCAGCACUGCCUGCACUUUUGGAAAAUGGAAAGACAAAUGGGGAGUCUGACUGUGAAGCCUGUGCCCCCGAGCCACUCCCGAGCUGCCUGGAGGAGAUGAGCCAAGAGACCAAGGUCAGGAUGGAGGAUGAAGCCUACAAUAAGGGAUACCAGGAAGGUCUAAAGAAGACCAAAGAACUUCAAGACCUAAAGGAGGAGGAGGAGGAACAGAAGACUGAGAAUCCUGAAGAACCAGAGGAGGUCGAAGAAGCUGAGGAUGAGGAGAAAGAGCAGAGAAGCAGUGGCCCAUCUUCAGUGUUUGCCAGGUUCCAAGAGGUCUGCACGAUGGCCAAGCACUUCAGCCUGGCAUUGCUUCUGGCCUGUAUCUGGACCACUAGUCUCCUGGUCCAAGGCACUGUCCAUGUACAAGAGCUUUCCACUUCGACACAAUGCAGAAUUAUGGGGGUCAUCCUUGUGAACAGAAAGGUAGAACUGAUGAAUUUCACGGAAGCCCAGAAGGCCUGUAAGCUGCUGGGACUGACUCUGGCCAGCAAAGACCAGGUAGAAGUGGCACAGAAGAUGGGCUAUGAGACUUGUAGCUACGGAUGGGUUGAAGAACAAAUUUCUGUCAUCCCCCGGAAUUCCUCAAAUCCCAAGUGUGGGAGGAAUGGGAAAGGCGUCCUGAUUUGGAAAGUUCCACCCAGCCAAAAGUUCCGAGUCUACUGUCACAAUUCAUCUGAUACCUGGGUUAACUCGUGCAUUCCGGAAAUCAUCACCACCUUUGAUCCAACGUUUGACAUUCAAACUGAAACACCAGGGACAGAGUCUACUGUCUGGGACAGCUCCUACUCAGUCUCAUCCCCUGACUCUACGACACGUGCGCCUCCUACCACUCGGGGUCCACCUUCUACCUCUUUUGCACGGAAGACAAAAAGGAUCUGUGUCACAGAAGUUUAUACAGAAACUAGCUCUGUGGCUACAGAAACAGCGCCAACUGUUGAAAGUGGAGCAGCGUUCACAAACGAAGCAUCUGGGUUUGGAGGUGUUCCCACGGCCCUGCUCGUGCUCGCCCUUCUCUUCUUUGGAGCUGCAGCUGUUCUGGCAGUUUGCUAUGUGAAAAGGUACGUGAAGGCCUUCCCUUUCACAAACAAGAGUCAGCAGAAGGAAAUGAUCGAAACCAAGGUGGUAAAGGAGGAGAAGACUGAUGACGCCAGCCCGAAUGAAUCAAAGAAAACUGACAAAAACUCAGAAGAGCCUAAGAGUACACCCAAAACUACGGUGCGAUGCCUAGAGGCGGAAGUUUAGAUGAGGAAGAGCUUAGAAGGCACACCUGAGGCUAGUUUCUUCUGGAUCCCGGCUUCAGGUGGAGAACAGUAAAAGGCCAAAGAAGCAAGUUCACUGCUGGUUCCUAACAGGAAAAACACUGUGGAGUUCUCUGAAGGGAGGCCUCUUCUGACAGUAAUCUUUCUGGACCCUACCUUCCUACCUCCAAAGCUUCCCACAGCCUCCCUAGCCUAUUUCCUGUAAUAGUCCAGUGACCACAAGGAGCUUUCAAAGCACCAGGCCCUAUAACACUCCUCAGUAUAUAUUCAUAAACAGGCCUCCAGGCUGUCUGAUACCAGGCAAGGUAAGAGCCAGGGUCCCUGAGACCUGGCCAGUCUCACAACCCAGAACCUUCUUGCAGCUCUGAAAGGGAAACAUUUAUACCAUCUGGGCAUGUCCCUUGGAGCCAGGCAGAAGUCAAAGGAAGAAAGGUAGGUAAAACAGCAAAAGGCCUUGGCAGACUGGAGAUGCACGCUGGGUUCAGGGAUUCUCUCAGCAACAUGAUUUGAAUCACUCUUUAGAUUGUGUACACACUUUCUUUUCUUUUUACUCUUGCUGCUGUUCUCUUUAGAUGAAUACACUUUUAUAAGAAAUUAAAAAGGAAGGGAAGGCUCGGGGUUUGGCUCAGUGGUAGAGCACUUGCCUGGUAUCACAAGGCCCUGGGUUCAGCUUCCAGCACCACCCCCCCGACUCAAAGAAACACAAAAAAAUACACUUCUGGUUUUACCUGAGCUACAGAAAUUAUUCCUGAGGAAAUGACUGUUAAAAGUACUAAGAUUCAAUAAGUAGUUGUCGAAUACCUGCUAUGUUUGAGGACCCCUUCCUGAAAUGCUUGGCACCAGCAGUGUUUCAGAUUUCAGACUGUGUGUGAAGUCUGGAAUACUUGCAUAUACAUAAUGAUACGUCUUGGACAUGGACUCCCAGUCUAAAUAUGAAAUUGAUUUAUGUCUCAUGUAUACUUUUCACACACAGCCUAGAGAUAAUUUCUUAAAAUAUAUUUGAUAACUUCACAGAUAAAGUUUCAUGGUGUGGAAUUUUCUACUUGGUGAGACAUCGUGCUGGCAUUCAGAGUUUCAGUUUUUGUAACGGUUCAGUUUCCAGAGUUUUGGAUUUAGAGAUGUUCAACCUAUAUGUGUCAGGUGCUAUGGAAGAUAUGACAUUUUGUAACUGAAUAUUAUUCAUUAGAAAGUUACAUAUCAUAGAGUGCUGUCUAAAGCUAUAAUUUUUUCUAGUUUUGGUAUCCCUAACUUAUCUUCUUCCAAACUAAUAUUUUGCUUAGACUAAUCCAUCCAUUUUCUCUAAGAUUCUCUAAGAUAACAACUAUUAUAACCUUAAUUUAUUAUUAACAUAUCUGAAAAGUAUGUUAUUACCUCUAUUAGCCAAAGCAUAUUUUUAAAUGCCAUUAACAAAUGCAUCACCAACCCUCAUUUUCUCAGUAAAAAGAACCUGAGAAGAAAUAUUUGUGCCUCAAUUAAAUAAAUAAAUAAAUAAAUAAAUAAAUAAAUAAAGCAUUUAGGAAACCCCUCUGGUUCUUUAUGUCCAUAGAAGCAUUGUGCCUCUUAUUCUAAAUUUAAGGUCUAAAUCAUAAUCUGUACUUAGCAAAAGUAAAAUGGACAAUUUUGGUUACAUAUGUAAAUCCAGCAGUAUAUGCCUCACCUUGUAAGGGUUGUCCUCCUUCAAAUGGUCUCAUUUAAGUUGGUAAGUGUCCAGUGUCGUGGGUUUAAUGUGGAAUGUCUCUUACAGGUUUAAGUCUUUGAACAUUUGAUCUCCAAAUGAUUGGGCUGUUUUGGGAGGUGGGCUUUCCUGGAGGAAUUAGGUCAGGGGUCAAAUCUUAUGGUUUUAUAGCCCAGUCCCACUUCCUGGUAAUUCUUCUCUUCCUGGUUCAUGGAGAUGUGAGUCAGCAGCCUGGCUUUCCAGCUGCCACAGGCUCCAGCUAGUCCACCACUACACCUUCCCACCAUGAUGAAGUGUACCUUCAGAUUGUGAACCAAAAUAAAGUUUUCCUGUCUUAA